Molecule: messenger RNA, 3033 nt
Organism: Aplosporella prunicola CBS 121167
Lineage: Eukaryota; Fungi; Ascomycota; Dothideomycetes; Botryosphaeriales; Aplosporellaceae
Exons: 1
Biological process (GO): negative regulation of transcription by RNA polymerase II
Cellular component (GO): nucleus
Molecular function (GO): DNA-binding transcription factor activity, RNA polymerase II-specific; zinc ion binding; RNA polymerase II transcription regulatory region sequence-specific DNA binding
Source: RefSeq, a predicted model, not a curated record
UCCAGGACUUUCCAGGGCAGGCAAUUUGGAGGGCAACUGACGGCGGACACGGACGAUUCGCAGCUUCAGCCAGAUGCACCAUCGUUCGAGCCGGGCCAGCCGGCAGUAGCGAGAGCCUCCAAAGCACCGCAGCCACGAAAGCGCAGAGCCUCCAAGUCGACUGCUCCCGAUAUCGCCACCCGCAUACACGAAGAUGUUGACAACGGACAAUACGAGUGCCCGAUUUGCACGAACGAGGUCAUGAGGAAUUCGAAGAUGUGGUCCUGCAGAACGUGUUGGACUGUCUUCCACCUUAGUUGCAUCAAGAAGUGGUCGAAGAACGAGGGUUCUGCGGCUUCCCGGCAACAAGAACAAAAUGGAGAGAUGCCUCCUCCUCGCCAAUGGAGAUGUCCCGGUUGCAAUCUGCCAAAGGAUACCCUGCCAAAUUCAUUCACCUGCUGGUGUGAGAAGGAAUUCGACCCGAAGCCGCUCGCUGGACUACCACCAUUCUCCUGCGGACAGACAUGUUCCAGAGAUCGGAUAAUGCCGAAGAAGUGCCCCCAUCCUUGCCCCGAGAUCUGUCAUGCUGGACCUUGCCCGCCAUGCACCCAGAUGGGGCCUACUCAAAUGUGUUUCUGCGGCAAGGAGACCUCCACUAAGAGAUGCCUGGACACGGACUACGAAAACGGUUGGAGCUGCGGCCAAGUUUGUGGAGAGUUGAUGCCUUGCGGGGAGCACUUCUGCGAGCGCCCUUGUCACGAGGGCCUUUGCGGAGCUUGCGAGGUUCGAGUGGACGCACGCUGCUACUGCGGACAGAUGGAGAAGGCUAUUUUGUGCUGCGAUAAAAAUGACGAGAAGCAGAGUAGCCGGAUCCACAAGUCGGAAGCCGAUGAGAACAUCACAGAGCAAUGGGUCGGCCUGUUCGAGUGCGGAAAUCUCUGCAAGAGAUAUUUCGACUGUGGUAAGCACCAAUGUGAGCAGCAUUGCCAUCCGCAAGGAGCCGAACCAAGCCAUUGUCCCCGUUCUCCCGAUGUUGUCAGCCAUUGUCCUUGUGGCAAGACUGAGCUCAAGCACAUCACCGACAAAGCCAGGACUUCCUGCGAAGACCGCAUACCAAACUGCAGCAAGCCCUGUGAUAAGCCUUUGGCUUGCGGUCACUCUUGUCCUCAGGUCUGUCACUCUGGAGACUGUCUACCCUGCUUGAGGAUCGUCCCGAUUCGUUGCCGAUGUGGGAGGACAGAACUGUCGACAGUGUGCCACCAGGGAGUCGAGGAAUCCCCUCAGUGCAUGCGUACUUGCCGUGUCACCCUCAACUGUGGUCGUCACGAAUGCGGCGAGCACUGUUGUCCGGGCGAGAAGAAAGCGGCUCAGCGCGCAGCCAACCGCCGGAAGCCACGCCGUCUCGACGAAGCAGCCACACGUCCCGUGGAUGAUGGUUGGGAGGCUGAACACAUCUGCACACGGCCUUGCGGUCGCUUGCUGAAAUGUGGUAACCACAGCUGUCAAGAGCUUUGCCAUAAGGGCCCAUGUGGCAGCUGCCGUGAAGCUAUAUUCGAUGAAAUCAGCUGCGACUGUGGCAGAACAGUCUUGCAGCCUCCGCUGCCUUGUGGCACCAAGCCUCCGCCUUGCCGCUUUCAGUGCGGGCGGCCUAAGGCUUGUGGCCACCCGCAAGUUGUUCACAACUGUCAUCAAGAUGAUGAGAGUUGCCCCAAGUGUCCUUUCCUCACUGUUAAGCCUUGCAUGUGCGGGAAGAACAUUCUUAAGAACCAGCCUUGUUGGCUAGCAGACGCGAGAUGCGGAGAGAUUUGCGGCAGGAAAUUGAAGUGCGGUGCUCAUCGCUGCAGGAAGCCUUGUCACAAGCCCGGAGAGUGCGAGGAUGCCGGAACGAGCUGCCAACAAGCUUGUGGCAAGGAAAAGACGUGUGGUCACCCUUGUUCCAACACCUGCCACUCACCGUACGCUUGUGAUGAGAGCAAGCCUUGUCAGUACAAGGUUCUCAUCACCUGCCCGUGUCAGCACAACAAGCAAGAGGCCAAAUGCCUUGCUAUGAAAGACAGCAAAGGUAACCUCGAAAAGACACUCAAAUGUGAUGAUGAGUGCGCCAGGCUUGAAAGAAACCGCAAGCUUGCCUUGGCCCUCAACGUCGACCCCGAAGCGCACAAGGACGACCAUAUCCCGUAUUCUGCGGAGACCCUCUCGUUAUUCCAGCAAAACGUCCAGUGGGCGCAGACACAAGAAAGAGAGUUCCGAGUCUUUGCCACCAGCCCCGAGGAGAAGAGACUACGCUUUAAGCCAAUGCCAUCUCACCAACGAGCCUUCCUUCAUGCACUGGCAGAGGACUUUGGUCUCGACUCAGAAAGCAUGGAUCCCGAGCCUCACCGACACGUUGUCAUCUACAAGACGCCUCGCUUCGUAGCUGCCCCUAGUAAAACUGUGGGUGAAUGUGUACGUAUUCGCUACAACCAGCGGGCCAUUACCACCACCGCCACAGCUGCAGCGGAGCCCAAGAAGCUCAAGGCCAGCAAUGUGGUCGGUGAUCCUUACAACGGCUUCCUUCUGUCAAACCCGCGCUUCGGCCUUACCAUUGAGGAGCUACGCGCAGCGGUCCGCCACGUCCUCGACGCCAUUGCGGGCGUGCAGUUUGAUAUUUCGUUCCUGCCCAGCGACGAGGUAGUCCUCAAAGCCAACUCAAGCCUCGCCGAACGCGACCUAGAAACCUCGCUCAAGAAUACCAAGAUGUCGCUAGCGAAAGAGGUGCGCUCGUACUCGCUCGGUAGCAUCCAGCUCAGCCGCUUCGACUCGAGCCUCAACGUCCUGCGACGCGAGACCGACUCCGUCGCCAACGGCGGCUGGUCCCAGGUCGCGGCCAAGGCGGCAGCGCCAGCGAAGAGGCCUGCGCCGGGCACACGCGCUGGCAAGCCGUCGAAUAGCUUUACGGUGCUGAGCUUGAGCAGCAAGAAGAAGAAAGAGGAGAAGAAGAGGGCUGAGGAUGUGGUGGAUGAUUGGGAGACGGCGGAGCUGGAGGAGGAAGAAAAGGAGAAGGUGGCCAGUGGG